Molecule: messenger RNA, 1684 nt
Organism: Amblyraja radiata (thorny skate)
Lineage: Eukaryota; Metazoa; Chordata; Chondrichthyes; Rajiformes; Rajidae
Product: importin subunit alpha-5-like
Exons: 10
Coding region: 56-1624 (522 amino acids)
Biological process (GO): protein import into nucleus
Cellular component (GO): cytoplasm
Molecular function (GO): nuclear import signal receptor activity; protein binding
Source: RefSeq, a predicted model, not a curated record
UGCUCGCAUUGUCGGAAGCUUUGUCACAGUCUUUGUAAAAACUCCGGCUGUGAAGAUGUCGUCCAGUUGCAAAUCGGAGCAUGACAGGAUGAAAAAAUUCAAGAAUUAUGGCAAAAACUCUCAGGACCUGAGGAGACAAAGGGCUGAAUAUUGCGUUGAAUUACGAAAAGCGAAAAAAGAUGAACAAAUCUUGAAGAGGCGCAACAUUGGCAAUUUUCAAGAUGACGAUACUUACUCAUUGCAGAAACCAGCGGGAGUUCAUGACUCUGACAUGACUACAGAAGAGAUGGUGAAGGGAAUGAAUAGCCAAGAUCCACAGCAACAGCUCCAGGCUACAUACAGAGCCAGGAAGGUUCUGUCACGAGCAUGGAAGCCUCCACUAGAUGAAAUAAUUGAAUUGGGACUGGUCGUGAAGUUUGUUGAAUUCCUUGGCCGCGAUGAUGAUGCAUCACUGCAGUUUGAGUCUGCCUGGGCACUCACUAACAUUUCAUCUGGUACAUCGCUCCAGACCAAAGCUGUGGUGGAAGCAGGUGCUAUUCCAGCGUUUGUCCAUCUCCUUGAUUCUCCCCACAUGCACAUCAGUGAGCAAGCUGUGUGGGCUUUGGGUAACAUUGCAGGUGAUGGUACCCUUUAUCGCGAUGCUGUCAUUAUGAGUUCGGCUAUCCCGUCACUUCUGGGGCUGGUGAAACCUGACCUUUCUAUUGGAUUCUUGCGCAAUAUCGCGUGGACUUUGUCGAACCUGUGCCGCAACAAAAACCCACACCCACCGCUGGAGACGGUUUGCCAGAUACUGCCCAUGCUGGUUCAGUUACUUCAUCAUCGUGAUUCUACACUGCUCUCUGAUGCUUGUUGGGCAAUGUCCUACCUCACUGACGGCCCGAACGAGCGCAUUGAAGUGGUGAUUCAGACUGGUAUUUUGCCAAGACUUGUUCAGUUGAUGGGCAGUGAUCUUCUGACUGUGUUGACCCCUGCUCUCCGUGCUAUCGGCAAUGUUGUGAGUGGGACUGACAGUCAAACGGACGCUGUCCUCGAAGCUGGAGUUCUCUCUGUUCUGCCAAAGCUCCUGAAACAUUCCAAGACCUGUAUACAGAAGGAAGCUGCCUGGGCCAUCUCCAACAUUGCUGCAGGGCAGACAAUGCAGAUUCAACAGCUGAUUACCUGUGGAAUUAUAUCUCCUCUUGUUGAACUGCUGCAAAAAGGCGACUUCAAAGCUCAGAAGGAAGCAGUUUGGGCUGUUACCAACUACACUAACGGAGGUACAGUUGAACAGGUUGUCCACCUGGUGAAGUGUGGAGUGCUGCAACCCCUCAUUAAUCUACUCGACAUCAAAGAUGCCAAAGUUACCCUUGUGAUCCUGGAUGCUCUGGGAAAUAUCUUUCUUGCUGCUGAGCAGUUGGGCGAGACAGAUAAAUUAUGUUUAAUAAUAGAGGAAUUUAAUGGCUUGGAGAAAAUUGAGGCUCUUCAGUUCCAUUCCAACAGCAUGGUGUAUCAAACCUCAUUAAAGCUAAUUGAGAAGUAUUUCUAUGACGAGGAGAACGAAGUUACAAACAAGGAGCCAGAAGAAGGAAAUGAAGAAAUGCUAUUCAAAGUCAACGAUGUUCUCGACGAUAGAUUCCAUCUUUAAAAUGUGCAGCAAAGCAGUUGGUGCAGUAACUUGUAAUUAAAAAAUGGUGUAUAUAUUGUA